AUGUUGACCGACGGCCUACGUAGACUUCCCAAUGUCGAGGCACAUGUUGGAAACAUGGCAGAAGCCGAUUUUCAACCUUCGCCCGCCUUUUGGUCAAUGCGUCUCUACUCGAGAAACCCUGAGCCGAACCGGAAACUUUACUCGUGGAACAUCAUCAUGUGCACCGGCUCGUCGCCCACGCGGAUAUCUUUACCUUAUUCCUCGCCAACCAUCCUUGACCUCGACGCCGUCUUGGAUCGACAAAAACUUCGGACCGUCCUGUCAAGGACAGAUGAAAAACUUGUCGUUGGAGUCGUGGGCACGUCUCAUAGCGCCAUUGUGGCAAUCAUGAACCUUUACGACUUAGCAACACGGACCCAUCCUCGGCUCCACAUCAAAUGGUUUGUCCGCGGCCGUUUGACCUACGCCGUCGAGAUGGACGGCUGGAUUCUGCGAGACAAUACGGGUCUGAAGGGCGCCUCUGCCGAGUUUGCACGCGAGAAUUUGGAAGACGAGAAGCUGGCAGACUCCCCGGUGGGCAAGGUGCUCACCAAAGUCGAAUGCCUAGAUAUCCGCGAUGUGUCGAUGAAACCUCACCUUUCCUCCUGCACGCACGUCGUGCAAGCAAUCGGCUUCACGCGAGACCCGAUCCCGCAGCUCGCCAUCGACGGCAGGGUUCUGAACGGCAUCACCCAUGAUCCGAUUAACGGCAUCCUUCUGAACCACGCCGCCGUCCCACAGGCUUAUGGCGCGGGCAUUGCUUUCCCGGAGAGAGUCACAGAUCCUGCAGGCAACACUGAAAGCGCAGUUGGACUCUGGAAAUUCAUCAAGUAUUUGCAACGGGUCGCCCCGUCGUGGCGCUGA
Molecule: messenger RNA, 843 nt
Organism: Cladophialophora psammophila CBS 110553
Lineage: Eukaryota; Fungi; Ascomycota; Eurotiomycetes; Chaetothyriales; Herpotrichiellaceae
Exons: 1
Coding region: 1-843 (280 amino acids)
Source: RefSeq, a predicted model, not a curated record